UCCCCUCUUUCCUUACCUCAGAUCUCGAUACCGCCUCCACGAAUUUGGCCCUCGGUCGCCCUCCGUGGCCGAGCGAUCAGUCGAAAGGCCGAGGGGGUGGGCCAGAAUGACCGAGUGCUCGAAGUCGUCGGGCAGGCCGAAGGUCGCGCCGAGCGACCGAAUGUGCUCGAGCCGCAACCGGCGCCGCGGGUGGCGAGGAGGAGAGCAGCUUCUUGAGUCUAAGGGCUGAGUCCGCGAUAUUGGACUUGACGGCGCCGGACUCAAGUUGGAAUUUGGGAGAGGGCGGCGGGGUGAGGCGGGCCCAGAGCUAGCGGAGGACGGGGGUGGUCCGAAGACGUGGAAGGCGUGGGGGUGGUGAGGAGGAGGAGCCGGCGCGAGGGGGCGGAGGCGGCGGCAACGGCGGUAGAGUCAAGGGUGGUUGGCUCGAUUUUGCUGUUUUUUUUGGAGAAGUUACAGGAGAUGUGGACGAAGGAUGGGUCCGUUGAUCGUUUCGGCAAACCAGCACGAAGAGACAUUUCAGGUGGCUGGAGAUCAGGCCUAUUAUUAUUGGCAAAUCAAGGACUGUCAGCACUUGCCUUUGUCGGAGUGAAGCAAAAUUUGGUGCUUUUCUCAACAAGAGUAUUGAAGCAGGCCAAUGCAUAGGCUUCGAACACCUUCAGCAGAAGGAUGAGAACUGUUAACCUCUUCUCUUUAGUGAGCCUUUCUUAGUGAUGCUUAUUUAGGGAGAUACAGAAGUUGCGCCAUUUUCCAAUCCAUUCUAACACUUUUACAAAUGGACAUGGAGAUGUGGACGAAGGAUGGGUCAGUUGAUCGUUUCGGCAAACCAGCACGAAGAGAUAUUUCUGGUGGCUGGAGAUCAGGCCUAUUAUUAUUGGCAAAUCAAGGACUGUCAACACUGGCCUUUGUCGGGGUGGAGGUAAAUUUGGUGCUUUUCUCCACAAGAGUAUUGAAGCAGGCCAAUGCAGAGGCUUCGAACACCUUCAGCAGAUGGAUGGGAACUGUUAACCUCUUCUCUUUAGUGGGUGCCUUUCUUAGUGAUGCUUAUUUAGGGAGAUACAGAAGUUGCGCCAUUUUCCAAUCCAUUCUCACACUUGGAUUAGUAAUGCUAUCAUUGACAACUUCCUACUUGUUGUUAAAACCCUCUGGCUGUGGCAAAGAAGAACUACAAUGUGAUCCUCACUCUGAGUUUGAACUUGCCAUGUUUUACCUUUCUAUCUAUCUCGUAGCAUUUGGUAAUGGCGCAGGCGAACCAUCCAUUGCUACAUUUGGAACAGACCAAUUCGAUGAAGAGCAUGAACACGAAAAAGCUUCCAAAAACUUCUUCUAUAGUUACUUCUACGUAGCCACUAACAUUGGUUCUCUCUUCUCCGAGACUAUACUGGCUUAUCUUCAGAAUUUAGGACACUGGGCUUUAGGAUUUUGGGUUUCUGCAGGAAGUGCUUUAUUUGCUCUUGUUGUGUUUCUUGGUGGUAGUUUUAGGUACAGGCAUUUUCGUCGUUGUGGAAAUCCGGUAGCCAGGUUUUUUCAGGUGAUUUUCGCAGCGUGGAAAAAGUUAUCGGUAGAAAUCCCUGCAGAAGAUGGUCUUUAUGAAAUUCAAGGAGCAGAUGGUGCAAAUAAUGGUGGGAGGAGAAUACACCACACCAGUGAUUUCAAGUUCCUGGACCAUGCAGCCAUAAUCACCUCAAAAGACAAAAUCAACCCCACAAACCAGAACAACCAGCACCCCCGACAACACAACCCAUGGCAACUCUGCACAGUGACUCAAGUUGAGGAGGUCAAGUGCGUGUUCCGCCUCCUCCCCAUCUGGAUCUGCACCAUCACAUUCUCUGGAACAUUUGUCCAAAUGGUCUCUCUCUUCAUUGAACAAGGCGCCUCAAUGAAAACAACCAUAUACAAAUUCCACAUACCCCCAGCAAGCAUGACAGUAUUUGAUAUCCUUAUCAGCUCAACCUUCAUAAUUUUCUACAAAAAGCUCAUUGCUCCUUUUUAUACCAAACUAACCAAGACUAUCCCUAAAGGCCCAUCUGACCUUAGAAAAAUGGGGUAUGGCCUAAUUUUCGCUAUGGCAGGGAUGCUAACCGCAGGGUUUGUGGAAAUACAUAGAAAGAAGUAUGCACUUGAGGAAAGUGAAGAGCUUAGCUCAUUGUUUAUACUCUGGCAAAUACCACAAUAUGUGCUUUUAGGAAUAGGGGAGGCGUUUGUUUAUGUGUCACAACUGGAUUUCUUCGGUUCACAGGUGCCUGAUGUUAUGAGGAGUUUAGGAAUCGGGCUCUCUUUGUCUUCUAUAUCUUUAGGGAGUUAUUUUUGUAGUUUGGUGCUAACUGUGGCGAUGAAAAUUACUACUAAGGAAGGGGAUCUUGGUUGGAUUCCAGCGAAUCUCAAUGACGGAUUCAUGGAGAGGUAUUUCUUUCUCAUGACAGUGCUAACCGGUAUGGAGUUGGUAUUGUAUAUUUGGUUUGCUAGAAGAUACAAGUCUAUAUCGUUGGAGAGGAGAGAAGAUGUAGGAAUGGAGAAUGAGAUGUCAUAGAAUUAGAUGGUGGAAAUUUUUUGGGGUAUUGUGAUGAUUUUUGGAGAGCAAUUAACAUAAUGUUAUUAUCUAACUCUUGUCUCUGGAAAACAUGCUAUUAUCUGGUAACGCAUGCAAGUUUUAUGAUAGUAUUUGGAGUUUUGACAGUUUUUAUGGUUUAUAUUUUCUGAAGUAGUUUUGUUUUUGAACUUAAAUCUUGGGAGGUGUUCGCGUAGGAUGAAUUGUAGUGUUUGUAGUUCUAUUAGUUCCCAUCCUCCAUGUUUUUUAUUUUACUUUAUUUAUUUUUAGUUUUAUUUUUGA
Asparagus officinalis (garden asparagus) is the source of this 2827-nucleotide messenger RNA. Its product is annotated as protein NRT1/ PTR FAMILY 7.3-like. The transcript is spliced from 7 exons. Bases 773 to 2527 code for a protein of 584 amino acids. Gene Ontology annotation, cellular component: membrane. Gene Ontology annotation, molecular function: transmembrane transporter activity. Gene Ontology annotation, biological process: transmembrane transport. The record is from RefSeq and is a predicted model, not a curated record. Lineage: Eukaryota; Viridiplantae; Streptophyta; Magnoliopsida; Asparagales; Asparagaceae.